AUGAGGUUGCAGCUACAGGGACUGCAUUUACAGUCCUCGUCAGGUCAAACCCUCCGACCGGCGGCGCCGCCAAUUCCAUGCCGCGGUGCUAGGGCCGGGAAUUACCACCGCCGGCGGGUGGCGGCCUCCGCCGCAGGGCCGCUGGUUUCAGAGCUCGAUUCUCCGAUCUCUCGCAGGACCCUCGCCGUCGGCGGCGCUCUUCUACCGCUCCUCCUCCGGCCGGUCCCGUCCAUGGCUGAGGACGAAGACCAGCCCGGCGGCGCCGCCUGUGGACACGGAGCUCCCACGCAGAAGGCGUUUCUGGACGUUUCCAUCGACGGUGAACCCGCCGGCAGAAUCGUCGUCGGCCUCUUCGGCGCCGACGUGCCCGGCGGCGCCGCCAGGUUCGCCGGCCUCGUCUCCGGCGCCACCGGCAUCACCUACCGCCGGAAGCCCUUCAUCAAGAUCAUGCCGGGAUACAUCCAGCACGGGGGCAUCAGAGCGGGAGAACCCGGCGCCGCCGCCGGCGGCGACCUGGUUGCCGAGUGGGAGAAGAACCGGGGGAGCUGCCGGAGGACGAAGAACGUGGCGGGCUCUGUUGGGAUGAUCGUCAGAGACCCCUCAAAGCCGCCGCCGAAGCUGAAGCUGGUGGCACGGAAGGGGAAGCUGGAGAUCGACGAGGAGGAGGUGGGGACGGGCCCCAACGGGACGGAGUUCGUCAUCGCUACCAAGGACUCGCCGGAGCUGGACGACUCCACCCUGGUUGUCGGCCGGGUCAUCGCCGGAAUGGAGGUGGCGGAGCGGAUCGCCGCCGUGAAGACGGUGAAGGAGAACACCGCCUCGCCCUACUUCAGGUAAUCCCGCCGCCGCCACUCUCCAUGAACGAGAAAGAUCAUCGUCUUCCUCCCUUUAUCUGAGAAAACCAGAGGGAUCUGUGUUCAGGGUGGCGAAGCUGAUCGGCGACAAGAGAGCCGUUGUGGCGGAGAGAGGCUUCAACCGGCCCUACUCCAAGGUCGUCGUCACCAACUGCGGCCUCCUCGACUGA
Spirodela intermedia is the source of this 1024-nucleotide messenger RNA. The record is from the annotation of a GenBank genome assembly. Lineage: Eukaryota; Viridiplantae; Streptophyta; Magnoliopsida; Alismatales; Araceae.